Filobasidium floriforme is the source of this 623-nucleotide messenger RNA. Its product is annotated as DNA-directed RNA polymerase i 13.7 kda polypeptide. Gene Ontology annotation, cellular component: RNA polymerase I complex. Bases 61 to 465 code for a protein of 134 amino acids. NCBI's taxonomy places the organism in Eukaryota, Fungi, Basidiomycota, Tremellomycetes, Filobasidiales, Filobasidiaceae. Gene Ontology annotation, biological process: DNA-templated transcription; termination of RNA polymerase I transcription. The record is from RefSeq and is a predicted model, not a curated record. The transcript has 4 exons. Gene Ontology annotation, molecular function: DNA-directed RNA polymerase activity; zinc ion binding; nucleic acid binding.
CCAUACUUCUCUGCAUCACAACUUCGUCCCCAACCUGACAGCUCAAUAAAUUCGAGAAAUAUGGCCAGCAAACAAACGACGACAAGAGCGGACCGCAUCGGAUCCCUGCUCUUCUGCCCGGCUUGUGGGACCUUGUUGUCAUUACCGGGGGAUAUGGAUGAGAUUGCCUGUGAACAAUGUGGACGACGGGAACCGGCGAGUUCGUAUGAGAACCUGGACGUCAAGACCUACUCGCAUCCCAACGCCUUUCCCUCAUCAUUACGUCAAAAGCGAGCGCUCGUCCAGGGCCACAAGGACGAUGGGACUCGACAAAAGGACGACGAUCCGGUCGUCCAGGAGAAGUGCGAAAAGUGCGGGCAUAUUGGAUUAUCCUACAAGACGAUGCAGUUGAGGAGCGCGGAUGAAGGAGCGACCGUCUUUUACAAGUGUCUGAACUGUGGUGAUCAAACUCGACUGAACAACUAGUUUGGGACUGCUUCUCCAUCACCUCCGGGCAUCAUCUUGGCGUAUCCUUCUAGCCCACGCCGGCCCCUCUCGAUGACUAUCGACCUUUUUUGUUGUUUGUAUCCUGUACUUGACACGCAUCCCUGUACUCCCGGGCAUGAUCAUAAUCUCUCGACUGA